AUGGCUCCCAACCCAUUCUUGGACUUAGAAGCGAAUGUCGAUCACGGAGAUUCAGAGGAUGGUUCAGCCGAAUCUGACGAAUUUGAAUGCUUCAUCGACGACGGAACUCAAUCCCAUGAAGAUUGUGACGGUUCAUCAUCUGUGGCAAUGGACAAACCCAUUCCUGUUACAAAGAGAGACCGACUGGCCCUCGUAAUUCAACAAAUUGAAGAGAGAACACGUGGUAGAUCUCACUCACUGCCCGCCUCUGAUAUGUACCGGGGUGUGGAACCAUUGUAUUCAAACGCUGACAAUCCUACUGUUUUGUCACCGCACGGAAACACUGAUUCGGGCUUCGAAAAUCUGCCCACGGACUAUCCUACAUGGAGGAUUGGAUGUAAAGUCGGAUACGAAGAAAUCGCGGUCGCUUCUUUACUCAAAAACUCGCGCCGAGAACAUCAUAUUCGGUCCGCGUUUUCACGCAGUUCUGUACAUGGAUACAUAUACUUGGAAUGUUUGAUGGAUCAGCCUAUGAUUGACCUUAUCAAAAGAUCGCCCGGCAUCAUCGUAAAAACUACGGACGUGCUCCUGAGUCCGAUCGAUAAGAAUGAGGCUCAGCAACUGUUGUACAUGGGAGGGGACAUUACGAACCUAUCGGUCGGAAAAUGGCUCAAGGUUAAACGAGGUGUAUACAAAGGCGAUGUAGGCUUUGUCGUUUCGAAAGGAUCGUGGGGGGUGUCAAUGCUUAUGAUCCCCCGUUACGAGUACGUGUCCACCAAAACGAAGUCAUCUCGUAAACGGAAGACAUACACUGCGGUGCCCGCGCCUAAGCUAUUCGAUCCGACAGGCCUUCGUAACUCUCAUUUAUACAUAGAAUCAGGCAGAGCAUCUGUCUAUCGCGUAGGUGAUCUGAUCUUUGAGCAUGGUUUGGCCCGGGUGGACUACGAUCCCAGACACGUUGCCUCAUGUCGUGAAG
This is a messenger RNA of Psilocybe cubensis, 955 nucleotides long. RefSeq lists its product as uncharacterized. Gene Ontology annotation, cellular component: DSIF complex. The transcript is spliced from 3 exons. NCBI's taxonomy places the organism in Eukaryota, Fungi, Basidiomycota, Agaricomycetes, Agaricales, Agrocybaceae. Gene Ontology annotation, molecular function: mRNA binding. The annotation marks the transcript as partial. Gene Ontology annotation, biological process: regulation of DNA-templated transcription elongation; regulation of transcription by RNA polymerase II; transcription elongation by RNA polymerase II. The record is from RefSeq and is a predicted model, not a curated record.